Porites lobata is the source of this 1621-nucleotide messenger RNA. The record is from the annotation of a GenBank genome assembly. NCBI's taxonomy places the organism in Eukaryota, Metazoa, Cnidaria, Anthozoa, Scleractinia, Poritidae.
AUGUAUUGGAAGUGUGCAUGUAUUGCUGCAAAUGUUUUCUGCAUGGCUGUUGUGGUAUUGGCCGAUCCGAAGACGGCUUCGAAAACGUCUAAACGAGGUUUGUCAAAAUUACCUACCAUAGUGAGUAACGAUAUGCUGCGAAAAUCCAUAUGUUUUGCACAGGCCACCCGGCUUAACAAAUUUUCACGAAUGUACUGUAUUCUAAAUAGCCUUGACCGGAGCAAUGAGCUAUUUAGAAAACUGUACUGAAGGGGAAUAAAGUCAAUUAACCUCAGUUCUAUUUGAUAACUUUUUCUUGGUUUUAAGCGUUUCACUGUUUGGGUAUGAAAUAGGGUAGGGAAAAUCUCAUAUUUUGGUCCGGACUAAGGCAAGAGUUUCAGAAAAUAUGCUUACCCCUCAGCUGAAUUUUCACAAAGUACCGUCCAGGACUCGUACUCGUAGUCAUAUCUAAAGGUCCUGACUCCUCAGGAGUUAAACGUUUUUAGUAGUGUUUGCUACGUGAUUCAAUUAUUUCGGACAAAGAGCUAUACCACGACAUGGGAAUUAAUCCACAGGAGUAGUUCCAUGGCAUUACUUUUCUAACUACCUAUGUUUCUGUGCCUUGGUUUCAACUAUUAAAUCUUAAAUAUCUUUUCCGUUUUUAGAUGAUAUAAUGGGACUUCAUCUAGGGCUUGGGGACGACCUGUUGGGCUCAAACGUUGAAACUAACCUGUUGAAAGAUGAAGAAAAACAAGAGGACACUGAUCAAAGAGCUGCAUUUCCUGUAAUGGACGCAUUCAAGGAACAUACCCUGCUAACUGCUGAUGAUCUCAAAGAUAAGGUAGAGAACAGUUAUUCCGACCAAGGGGGAAUUCGUGAGGCGGUGGACAACGCGCUGAAGAAACUUCACAAGAAGAAACAACAGGCAGCUGCUGCUGCACAUCCUGCUGCUGGUGGUGGUCAGUAUCGUGCUGUUACUGCUAAGGAACUGAUCGAUGAAGUCGUUCAGAAGGAAAUCGCAAGCCAUUUGGGCAGCGAUGCCACUCAGCAAGUGCAUGACACUGUUGCUGCAGGUAGCGAUGAAACGAAAGGAAAAGUGCAUGAGAAACUCGAAGAGAUCUCUAACUUAGAAAGACGGCUUUUUUCUCUCAUUGACGAAGUGAAAGGAUAUUUGUCGAAAAAGAAAGGCGAUCAAGGGGACAACGAGCAAGACUCAAACGAAGACAGCGACAGUGACUUAGAUAAGAUCACUAUAGACAAACGAAGCGAGAUUCCGUUCAAUAUCGAUCGAUUUCGAAGGAAUGUCUCGCUAGUUGAGGACUUCAUCCGCGACGCCCUUAAAGACGACUUCACCAUCAAUACCAGUUCAUACGAUGGCAGCGUAGAGAACAAUGAAGACGCAAAACAGGGGGACACAAGAGAUCUUCUUGGGAAAAAGGAAAUGCAGGAAGCGCUUCUAAAGCAAGCAGUUCCCGGAGAGAUUGAAGACAUCCCGGUGUCAAGCUUAGAGCGGGAUAUUGAUGAAAAUGAUACGCUUGCUAGUGAUCAUGGCAUUGGCCGUGAUGCCUUGGUUGACUCUCCUUUCUCCUCAUUAGACUACAAGAAAGUUACUGGCAAACGGUCCAGGCAUUAUAUAUCCUGA